CCGCCCCCUCCCCCCCGCCCGCCCCAGCAGCACAAGCUGUCAUGGCGGCCCGGCUGUUAAGUUUGUAUGCUCGCCGCCUUUCCGCAGCAGCGGUGAUACGAGGGCUUCCGGCUGCCCGCGUUCGCUGGGAAUCCUCCAGGGCUGUAAUCUCCCCAUCUGCUGUGGAGAGAAAGCGGCAACGAGAACCGACCAUGCGCUGGCAGGAGGACCCAGAACCCGAGGACGAAAACCUCUACGCGAAGAACCCAGACUUCCAUGGUUUUGACCAGGACCCUGUGGUGGAUGUCUGGAAUAUGCGAGCUGUCUUCUUCUUUGGUUUUUCCAUCGCCUUGGUCUUUGGUACCACAUUUGUGGCAUAUCUGCCUGACUACAGGAUGCAAGAGUGGGCCCGCCGGGAAGCUGAGAGACUUGUGAAAUAUCGAGAAGCCAACGGCCUCCCCAUCAUGGAAUCCAACUGUUUUGAUCCCAGCAAGAUCCAGUUACCAGAAGAUGACUGAUGAAUUGCUGAGUGGGGCUUAAGAAGCAUUAUUUUGUCCGUCCACCCCCCCACCCCACCUAUUAUUAUUCUGGUUUCUCAGAGCACCUUAUUAAAGGGAUUGAAAGAA
Peromyscus maniculatus bairdii (prairie deer mouse) is the source of this 605-nucleotide messenger RNA. It is a transcript of the gene Ndufb11, whose product is annotated as NADH:ubiquinone oxidoreductase subunit B11. NCBI's taxonomy places the organism in Eukaryota, Metazoa, Chordata, Mammalia, Rodentia, Cricetidae. Gene Ontology annotation, cellular component: respiratory chain complex I. The record is from RefSeq and is a predicted model, not a curated record.